AUGACUGACAGCCAGGAGGAAUCUCAUCAUAAUUAUGACAACUUCACACUCAUCUCCUCAAAACGUUGCGAGGCCCUUGUUGGCAUAUAUCGCCUCGGUCACGCCAGAGCUCCCCUUGACUAUCGAUCAAACGUCUUCACAAAGCUAGUCAGUAUAUCCGAAAUCACGAAGCCAAAAGGCUAUUGGUGGAAAUGGCCAAUGAAAAAACGACGCGGUGUCAAGCAAUGCAGGUCAUCGCCAUUGGAGGCACUGCCCUCAGAACUCCUUGAAUUGGUUCUCUGCCAACUGACCAGCUUUGGCGAUAUCAUGAGCUUAGGAAGCACAUCGAGCACGUUUGCGCGUCUGAUAUUUCCCCGGUACGCACCAAGUAGUUUGAGUCCUGGAAGCUGGGCCAACCAACCGGUAACGGCCUUCUUUUGCGACCCUCGUAAGAGACACCAGAGGACCUCAUCAAGUCUAUCAUUUAGCGGGCUGCCGACUGCAAAGACUAUCUGCAACGCGUAUAGCCUACGAUCUUCAGAGUGGGACAUUUCUAUUUACGAUACAUCUGAACGUGAAGGUGACUCGCGCUACCUCAUAUGCAAGCAUCCAAGUGGCUUUGACUCGGAUGCCAAUUCUCCUUCCCUGCCUCGCCGUAGCCAGACCGCACCGCUAGAGAGGGCACUAUACAGACUAUGUGUGCCAGACUUUCAAACAUCCUGGGGCAUCGACUGGGUUCUGCGCAACCAAUCGCGCCGCCGAUAUGUGCGGCUCAAGCUUACCCAACACUGGAAACAAGACCCUAUCCCCAAAGUGGUUGUAGAUGGUAAAGUCGGCGCACCCCUGGAUAUGGUGCUCAUUCUAUGUACACAUUCUGGAAUCCCGGAAUCCCAUGGACCCGUGGGAAAAUGGUGCAAUGAUAGCUUUGACAUUGUCCCCAACACCAAGAGCCAGCGCCAGCAUCUGAAGGCGUACGAGUGGGAGGAUGUGACAGACGACAUUCUCACCACGGGACCGGGCCUAGAAGGAUUGCCGAUCCCGAAGGGGUACAUGCAGGUAUGGACGAGACAAACUUUCUUCCAAAAGCACAGACUAUUCUAA
Messenger RNA from [Torrubiella] hemipterigena, 1080 nucleotides. Lineage: Eukaryota; Fungi; Ascomycota; Sordariomycetes; Hypocreales; Clavicipitaceae. The record is from the annotation of a GenBank genome assembly.